AUGGAAGAUCCCGAAUAUUUUAAUAAACUCGUAGAUAAUGUGGACUUAUCUUAUAUUGGAGGAGAGGAAGAACCUGCACAAUCACCCCCAAAGUCAGGAAUUUUGUUGGGAAAAACUUGGGACACUUUUACGGUUGAUGAAGUUGACAUUGCAAAAUGUUUUAUUUCUCUUCGUAAAUCCAUGCUAAAAACAAGCCCUAAGGUCCAUCCACCAUACUGGGGAGUCCUUGACUUGACAGGGCAACAUAAACCGACAAUGAAAAUGUUUUCCACGAAAUGGAAUGAACUGACUAAUGAUUUUGACUUGAUGUGGGAUGGAAAAUGGUCAACCUUGAUCAAUCUGAGUACGAUUUUUUUGAUAAUAUGGAGGGAACUUAUGGUCUGUUUUGUUGCUCCUGCCUUCAGGAUGAGCCUUGAUCCAAAUCAAGAAAUAUUUCAAAAACUCUGGUCCGAGCAACAACUAGUUGCAAGCCAGGAAAGACGUAGGCAUGAGCAAGAUCCCAAUGAUGAGCGUGUAUGCGCUGGACAAAAAACCGAUAUUAUAACAGUUUUGCCGACAGGACCAACUUUAGAAGGCCUCAUUUGUGAAGUCUCGGGAGGACUUCGAGCCAAAAAAAUUUGGACAGAUAAGCUGAAAUUAAUGACUGCUAACAUUUCUUUUGUUGCAGACCUACAAAUGAAUCUUUAUAUAAUGGAUAUUUGA
This is a messenger RNA of Funneliformis geosporum, 702 nucleotides long. The record is from the annotation of a GenBank genome assembly. NCBI's taxonomy places the organism in Eukaryota, Fungi, Glomeromycota, Glomeromycetes, Glomerales, Glomeraceae.